AAAAUGAGAAUCUCAAAGGUUUUUAAAGGGGAAGGAAUCAAAGAGUAAGGACAGCAGCAGCAGUUUAAGCAGCAAAAGGAAAAGAAAGAGGGAAGAAAUAGAAACGACAGGCAGACCUUGGCGACGGUAGGAAGAAAGAAAAGGCAGUGAAGCAUAGAAAAAUGGAUAUGAAGAAAAUGGUUCAAAUCACUCUUUAUAAUCAAGAGAAAGAAGAAAAGAGGAUUCUUUUGAAAUUAAAUAGGGUUGGUUGUGGGGAUGAAGCUGAUCAAUAUUGUUAUUCGAUCAGUCCAAGCAUACCGCUACUUGAUCUAAUGCUUGACUUCAUUAAACGCGUUGGGGUUACAUUCAACUCUGUAAGAUUUUAUUACGAGGAUAAGCCUAUAAAUCCAGCAUUGAAUGCUAUAUGGCUGAAUAUGAAAGAUGGAGAUACCAUUGCUGUAUCGAGAAGGAGAAACUUUAGACCUACAGCCGCAACUCAAUCGACUCUUAUUACUUUGCCUCUGGCUGUCGUUGGGGAAAAACCAGUUGUUCUGAAAGUGAAGCAUUUUAGAGCGGAUGGUGCGCUGUACUAUUAUUUGAUUGGGCGAAACACACCGAUGAAAAACCUGUUGCAUGAUUAUGCUGACCGCAUCAAUGACUUAUACGAGCAAGUCAAUUUAUCUUGCUUCAGGUUUUGCAGCAUUGAUAUGGGGAAAACAGCCGAUGAUUUGGGGUUGAAAGAUGGAGAUGUUAUUUACGCGUUUCUGUUUGCUAUGCGAGCAUGUUAGAAGGGGCAUCCUCCUCUUUCGCUUGAAUUGCAGUUCCUUCGGGUUCUGAGCUAUGAAACUAGGAUGUUAUAAUUAAGGUUUUAUUUCUCUUGGUAGCGUUUGAAAACAUAGCUUUAGCUUGCUUGUUAGCCAUGACUUGUGCUAUAUCUGAAUGAUAAUUUUGUAACAUAAUGAGACAUUGGCUCCAGAUUUCACUACUAUAAUUUUGCUUAAGCACAUCUUUUCUAGAA
This is a messenger RNA of Gossypium raimondii (Peruvian cotton), 997 nucleotides long. RefSeq lists its product as uncharacterized. Gene Ontology annotation, molecular function: protein tag activity; ubiquitin-like protein ligase binding. The transcript is spliced from 2 exons. Lineage: Eukaryota; Viridiplantae; Streptophyta; Magnoliopsida; Malvales; Malvaceae. The record is from RefSeq and is a predicted model, not a curated record. Bases 162 to 767 code for a protein of 201 amino acids. Gene Ontology annotation, cellular component: nucleus. Gene Ontology annotation, biological process: protein sumoylation.